UUCUUACAUGCCCUUCUUUAAAUUUAUGCAUCCCCUUAUCUAGUAAAAAAAAGUUCCACCACUGACACGCCUGUGAGUUCUUGCUUCCUCUCUGGGUGUCUGUUAAUCUUUUUCAAAACCAUCCUAAAGCAUGUUCAUUUAGAGCAAGACAUUGAUCCAGUAAUACAUCUAUGUAUGGAUCAGCUGCAGUUGAAAGAAAAGAGCACCCUCAAUUUCCAGUAAACUAGAUCUCCUUCACGGCAGAGUUUGGCCUUGGAUUUCUUCAACUUUUCGGAGAACUAUUUGAAGAGGCAUGAACAACGUAUAUGACAAAACGACAUCCACCAGAAAAGUAUUGAUCGCCUUCUUCCUCCUGGUCUUCCUUGUUUGCCUCCUGGUCUUCCUGUACAUGUGGCUGAACCGCAAGACUAAUGGCCAGUACACAGUCCGCCAACUGGUCUAUGGGCAGGAUGGGGCCAGGGACCGGAUCAUGGCUGGGGUCAGAGUCCUGGAAGUGCGGCUUGGGCGCCGGCUGUGGCCCCUUGGCGCGGAUGAGGAGGCCAUAAGAGAGGAGGAACACAAAAAUGAAGAGAGGGAUGUGGAGAGAGGGAGCGAGGGAAGGGAAAAUGAGGGGGAGGAGGAGGGCGAGGAGAGGGAAGACAGAGGGGAUGACUCGUCGGAUGACUACUCCAGCAUGGAGGGCUGUGACCUGAGGGAGAGAGCAAAGCUCACGGGUGAGAAGGAAGAGAUAAGAGAGCGUGAGGAGGAGAGAGAGGAGAAUAUGGAGGAAAAGUGGGAAAGCAAAGAGGAUGGAGAGAGUGAUGAGGGAGCAGUGGGAGGAGAAAAAAGUGGAGGAGGAGGUUUGCUGAUAGACCUGCAUCAGUUCUCUGGUAGUGCCAUCUGGUCUGAAGAUAGGAGUGAUGGGGGCAGAGACAAGGAUGAUGUGACUGCAUUGUGAAGGAAGGAUCAGCGAGGGAAAAUAGUUCCAUAUUUCAUCUUUUUUAAUUUUAAUUUUACCUUUGUACAGCAAUAGCGCUUGACUGUAGGUUUUGUCGUCAUUAUCAUCAUAAUUGUAAAUUGUAAACCUGACAAACCAGUGUUACAACCAGAUUACAACAAUCCGAGCAAAGAGCAACAGAGACAAAAGUGUGUGAAAUAAUAAAUCAAAGUUAAUAAAGGGACUGACAAGAGCAACAAUUGCAGAAUGAAUACAUUAAACAAUAUUUUUUAGAUAUUAAAAGCUUUUUUAAAAGUUUCAUAUGAUGAAGCUCA
Messenger RNA from Oncorhynchus gorbuscha (pink salmon), 1251 nucleotides. Its product is annotated as spore wall protein 2. NCBI's taxonomy places the organism in Eukaryota, Metazoa, Chordata, Actinopteri, Salmoniformes, Salmonidae. The coding region runs from base 293 to 937 and encodes 214 amino acids. Gene Ontology annotation, cellular component: plasma membrane. The record is from RefSeq and is a predicted model, not a curated record. The transcript is spliced from 3 exons.